UGGUUCGGCGCGGGGGCCGUUGGCUCCAGACAAAUAAUCAUGGAGUCCAUCUUCCAUGAAAAACAAGAAGGCUCACUUUGUGCUCAGCAUUGCUUGAAUAACCUGUUACAAGGAGAAUACUUCAGCCCUGUGGAAUUAUCUUCAAUUGCACACCAGCUAGAUGAGGAAGAGAGGAUGAGAAUGGCGGAAGGAGGGGUUACUAGUGAAGACUACCGCACAUUUUUGCAGCAGCCUUCUGGAAAUAUGGAUGACAGUGGCUUUUUCUCUAUUCAAGUUAUAAGCAAUGCCUUGAAAGUUUGGGGUUUAGAACUAAUACUGUUUAACAGUCCAGAGUAUCAGAGGCUCAGCAUCGAUCCCAUAAAUGAAAGAUCAUUUAUAUGCAAUUAUAAAGAGCACUGGUUUACAGUUAGAAAAUUAGGAAAACAGUGGUUCAACUUGAAUUCUCUCUUGACGGGUCCAGAAUUAAUAUCAGACACAUACCUUGCACUUUUCUUGGCUCAGUUACAACAGGAAGGUUAUUCUAUAUUUGUUGUUAAGGGUGAUCUGCCAGACUGUGAAGCUGACCAACUCCUACAGAUGAUCAGGGUCCAACAGAUGCAUCGACCAAAACUUAUUGGAGAAGAAUUAGCACAACUCAAAGAACAGAGAGUCCAGAAAACAGAUCUAGAACGCGUCUUAGAAGCAAAUGAUGGAUCAGGAAUGUUAGACGAAGAUGAGGAGGAUUUGCAGAGGGCUCUGGCACUAAGUCGCCAAGAAAUUGACUUGGAAGAUGAAGAAGCAGAUCUUCGCAGGGCCAUUCAGCUCAGCAUGCAAGGUACUUCCAGAAAUAUAUGUCAAGAUAUUCCACAGACAUCAGGUACACAUCUUACUUCUGAAGAGCUGCGGAAGAGAAGAGAGGCCUACUUUGAAAAGCAGCAGCAGCAGCAGCAAGAUCCACCAGGACAUCCGUGUGAAAAGCCGAAUGCAAGUUCAGGAGCACUUGAUGGUGAUCUAGGUGAUGCUAUGAGUGAAGAAGACAUGCUUCAGGCAGCUGUGACCAUGUCUUUAGAAACUGUUAGAAGUAAUUUCAAAACGGAAGGAAAAAAAUAAUACCUUUCACAAAUCAUUUAGAUAUUCAGUCUUUCCAGUAUUGUCCUGUGUGUUUACAGCAUAGGGUCCAUUUUGGUAAUGUGUCAAAGGGAACAAUUUUCAACAGAGGAAAUAAGACUUAGGUGGUUUGCAAACAGAAAGCUGAGAGGGUGAAAAAUACAUCCGUUGUAGGACUAAAUAAUGAUCCUCCAAACACUAGCCAAAGAGGCAUUCAGCAAUUAAAGAAAUUUAAAAUAGUUUUCUAAAUGUUCUUUUUUCUCUUUUGAGUGUGCAAUAUCUAACAUGUUUAAAAUUAGGGCCAUUUUUCUUGGAUAAUUUUGCAGACCAACUAAUUAUAGCCAGCUAUUGCCACAGAACUUUUCCCCCACAUUUUAUCUUGUUUUCCUCCCUUCUGCAUAGGGAAUUUGGCUGACUUUCAUAAUCUAAAAGUUGCUCUUAUUUCUCUUUAACCAAAUUAACCUUUUAGGACAGUGUCUCUCCUCUGUGUUGAUAGUAGUAACAGUUCCAGAAGGAUAAGCUGUUUACCCUCUAUGUAUUGUGCACCUGGGUGUUUUCUCAUGUUAUUUUCUCUGAUCACAAUUUCUCUGCUACGUGGUUUUCAUUACUUUCUACAACUCUUUUGAAAGAUGGUAAUGUUUCUUGAGGUUUUGCUUUUUAAGCCCUCUAAGAUGGGAUCAUUAUUUCAUGAUUCUGGUGCAUUCCUAAACUCUGAAAUGAGCUCUGCACAAGUAUUUGAGAAUAAAUGAGAAUUUUGUUAAUGUGUGAGCACAUGCUUUCCGAAAUGCUUUGUGAAUGUCUUCUCAGUUGUGUCAGAACUUUAUAGGUUUGUUGUUAAUGCUCUUUCCUGCACCUUGUUAUUUCCUUUUCUUUUCCAAUUGAGAAAAAUAGGAGAAUAGUGUGCAAGUUUCCUUCUGUUAUAGAACAACAUCCAGUGCCCGCCAUGAAUGUAUGACAGAUAAAAUCUGACCUUCAAUUUUAGUAGCAGUUUCAUUUUAUUUUUCCUCUUGUGACUGGUGAUGUCUGUUCUGUUUACAAUUGAAUCAUGAAGUGCAGGUGUCUGCUUCUGCUGUACAUCUUUUAGUAGGUGUAGUUUGCCAGAGAUAAUGAUCUAGAACAUGAAAAUAACUUACCAACAAAACUACAUUUAAAUUUAUACUGUGAUUUAACACGUGCAUUAUGUUUAAAUAGCUUAGAAUUACAGAAGUCACAGUACUUACUGGAUCUGUAAAUAAGAAAGUCUUUAGUUUUGAUAAACAUUCUUUAAUCGGGAUGCAGAGUUUCUUGUUGGGUCAAUGCAGUGGGAUGAUUUUGGUGAAAAUUAACCAUGUCUCUCUGAAAUGGGCCUUUUAAAUUCUAUCAUCUACUCCCCUUCCUUCAUUCUCCAUCCCCCUUUGAAGCCCUUUUGAAUGAUGAAUUGUUCAUAAGCUAAAAUUUAAGAAGAAAUUUCAGCGGACAACUUAGAAAAUUAAAGUAUGAUAUGUUGCCAUAUCCUGGUGUAUGGCUACACAUAUUUUAUCAGGGAAAAAAUUUUGAUGUAGGAUUUAUUGCUAACUGAAAAGAGAUGAAAAACUGCCUUUUAUUUAUGAUUAUGAAAUAGCUUUUUCUUGGAUAGAGACAGAUUUUUUUUUUUUUAGUCAUUAUUUUGUGCCAAGUAAGUUUUCUGAGGUUUCCCUUACAUAAAAUUAGAUGGUUUUCUUUUAAAAUCUAAAGUUUUCUUUUGACAAUUGAAAAUGUUUUAGAAGAAUUACAAAACUUUAGAACUACAAGGGAUGUUGGAUACUACUCCCUAAGAUUUACAAACCAAAAUAUUUUAAGACUGGACCUUUCUGUAGUUAUCCCAAGUAUGCUAGUCAUAUUUUCCAUGGAUAUUUGGCCUGUAUCUUUUCCCAUUGAAGAAUUAAACUUUUCAUAUAUUUGAAUUGAUGAGCUACCUAAUAUAAAAAUGAGAAAAUGAAUAU
Messenger RNA from Kogia breviceps (pygmy sperm whale), 3047 nucleotides. It is a transcript of the gene ATXN3, whose product is annotated as ataxin 3. The record is from RefSeq and is a predicted model, not a curated record. Lineage: Eukaryota; Metazoa; Chordata; Mammalia; Artiodactyla; Physeteridae. Gene Ontology annotation, molecular function: cysteine-type deubiquitinase activity. Gene Ontology annotation, cellular component: nucleus. Gene Ontology annotation, biological process: protein deubiquitination.